Messenger RNA from Zootermopsis nevadensis, 863 nucleotides. The record is from RefSeq and is a predicted model, not a curated record. Lineage: Eukaryota; Metazoa; Arthropoda; Insecta; Blattodea; Termopsidae.
GAUCUGGAACACAAUGCGACACGUGUGGACGGUGGUUUCACAAUAGUUUUGGAAACGCAAAGGUUCAAAUGGUGGACAGCGGGAGAUGAAAUUAGCAGGCGGGAUAUGGCUCAGAAACUUCAGGGAAGUGCAGAAUUCUUAGUGUUGGGUGACUCUAUAAUACGAGACGUGGGGACUGAACAUAGAAAUAUCAAGGUGGAGUGCUUUCCAGGAAUCAGAACUGAACAGCUACAAAGAGUUAUGGAGAACAGGGAUCUAGGGAGCCCAGACACGGUCGUAAUUCAUGUAGGUACAAAUGAUUUAAGAAGAGCUGCAAAUCUAGAAUAUGUGAUGGGCGAUGUGUACGCUCUUGUGCAGAAGGCAGGAAUUAAAUCUACCAAAUCGAAAUUAGUUCUGAGUGAUGUGCUUAGGCGUAGAGACGUGUCAUGGCGUCGUAUCGGAGCAUUAAACGACAGAUACGACUGGAUAGCAAAGACCACUGGAGUUACUUUUGUAGACCCGAACAGUUGGAUUGAUGAUAGGGACUUCGGUAGGGACGGAUUACGUAUAUACCAAGGAGGAUCGAGAAGACUGAGCCAACUGUAUUCCAGAGUUUGUGGAUUCUGCGGCGGAGGUCAGAAGUUGAACAAGUGGCUGUUGCCGAGUACUACCAGUGAGGGGGCAUCUGACAGGACGCGGAUGAAGAUUAUCAAGGAAAAUCCGACAAGCGAGGAUAAUUCAGGCAAGGAACGAGACAGAAGGCGUGAUAAGUGAUGAGGGAGUAGCCACGAGAGGAGUACAGCAGAUGGAGUUUCAUAACCGAAUUACCUAAUGCUCUACCAGGUCCAAGGACAACCCAAUCGAAUGAACUGCAGAGAAAACCG